AUGGUGGACCGUAAAGGGACGGAGGCGGCGGCGAAGCACUCGUAUUCCAUUCCCGCCCCGUCUUUCCCAACGCACAACUCGCCGAGGACAUGGUUCCUCACCACAGCCCUCUCGCCGCUCAUCAUCCGGCUCAUCAGGCUGCUGCUCGCCCACGGCGACUACGUCGUCGCCUGUCUGCCGCCCAGUGAGAUCGAAGACGACGGCCGCAGCGCCGAGUUCCGCGAGCUCAUCGACGAGUGCAAGAGCAACCGCAAGGACCGCGAGGGGUGGAAGGACAGGAUACGCGGCAUCCGCUGCGAUGGCCGCGUCAUGGGCCAGUGCGGUGCCGCCGUCGCCGAGGCGGUCCAGGUGUUUGGCCGCAUAGACAUCCUGCUGUGUUGCAGAUCCGAAGCCGUCGUGGGAAGCGUCGAGGAGCUCUCUACGACUCCCCAGACCCAGAAUCUUGUCCGCGACCAGUUCGAGACAAUCUUCUUCUCGCAGGUCAACUUUAUCAAAGCCGCCCUGCCGCUCCUCCGCUCCCAGCACACAGGGCACAUCAUGAUCCUCUCCAGCACGGGCGGUCACCUCGGCACGCCGGGGAUGCCCAUCUACACCUCGGCCAUCUGGGCGCUCGAGGGGUUCUGCGACUCGCUCGCGUACGAGAUCGCGCCCUUCAAUAUCAAGGUCACAAUCGUCCAGCCCAACAAGGAGAUCCAGUCCCUCACCAACAAGAUUAUCUUCGCGCCCCAGCUGCCAUGGUACGAUUCGGAGGUCAACCCGGCCCCCAGCGUCCGCGACAUGCUUGGCAACCUCCUUAACAUGAACCCCGAGACCGCCAUGCCGGACCCCAACGAGACGGACGAGGUUCAGGUCAGGUACCCGAAGUUGCCGCCCAGCGCCACGGACAGGCUGGUGAUGGAGACAGUGCAUGCGCUGACGGCCAUCGGGGGGCACGAAAACCCGCCUGCGAGGCAUAUCGUCGGGUUCGAGGGUGCUGCUGCGGUCAAGGAGAAGCUAAAAACGGUGACCGAGGAAUUGGAGGACUUCGUAGACGCGAGCCUGUCCGUUGACAUAUUUGACAGCGAGCUCAAGGCCGAGGCGAAGGAAGGAAAGACGACGGAAUCGCCACCGCCAGCACCGCCAUCUAUCGCGUCGGGUUGA
Colletotrichum graminicola M1.001 is the source of this 1140-nucleotide messenger RNA. Its product is annotated as short chain dehydrogenase/reductase. Lineage: Eukaryota; Fungi; Ascomycota; Sordariomycetes; Glomerellales; Glomerellaceae. The record is from RefSeq and is a predicted model, not a curated record. The transcript has 3 exons. Bases 1 to 1140 code for a protein of 379 amino acids.